This is a messenger RNA of Sipha flava (yellow sugarcane aphid), 1555 nucleotides long. Its product is annotated as arginine/serine-rich coiled-coil protein 2-like. Bases 315 to 1484 code for a protein of 389 amino acids. The transcript has 7 exons. Lineage: Eukaryota; Metazoa; Arthropoda; Insecta; Hemiptera; Aphididae. The record is from RefSeq and is a predicted model, not a curated record.
AUCUGUUUUCUUACGUGUACGAUAGUGUAUGUUUACGGUAACAACGACCAUUUUUCGCUUCACUUUCCAUUUCCGUCAACUUGUGUCUGCCAUAUCAAAUAAUUUGCAGUUUAAUCGGUCAUUUUUUUCUUUCGUAUGACCGACGUUUCUUAUUCCUAAUAACCUUUUCUGCUAUUUCAUGAUGGUCUGAAAAUAACGUUUCCAGAGUUACAUCGCAGCUGUGCUUAGUUUUUACUCUCGCUUGAUAAGCGACUGUGAGGACAGUGUGAGACCAACAGCGAACACGACGCUUAUCGAAGAAAACCAAACGAAACAUGGAGAGUCUAUGCAAUUACGCAAGCGACGACGACAACAACACUCCUAGCCCUAAAAGAGAAGUUAUCAAUAAACUUACCAGAACUAAUGGAAUGGAAGCUGAUGCAAAUUAUGAGCAAGUUACCAUGGAAAUGAGUGAGCAGGAAUCAAACCAUAGUUCAACAAAAUCAUCUCAUCCUAAAGAUCAAACUUCACCUUCUAGUUCAGCAUCAUCACCUACUUCUAUAUCCCAGACUUCGCGAUCACAUCGUACCAGUAAACAUGAAAACCAUAGCGAUGUUAAAACAAGCAGCUCUGAUGAAGAAAAGAUAAAAAGUCAUAGUCGUCAGAGAAGAAAUAAAUCUAGGGAUCGCCAUAGUAAGAAACAUUCUCGUCGAUCACGAAGUCGUAGUAAUGAUAGAAAACGUUCUCGAAGAUCUCGUAGCCAUAGUCGUAGCAAAAAGCGAUCCAGGCAAUCACACAGUCGUAGUGAAAGAAAUGGUAGUAGUCGAAGAUCAAGUCCAUAUUCUAGACAUGAAUCAAAGAAUAGUCACAAAAAGCAUAGUCGGUCAAAAAGUAAAGAAAAAUUUACAACUCAUAAUUAUUUCUUAGAAAAAAAGGCAAAUAAUAAACGACAAAUUUUAGAUAAAUUGGGAAUUGAAUUAAAAGUUCCAUCAAUCGGAAGUUCUACAACACCAUCUACACAAGUCACCCCUCAACAGUUAUUACAAAAAUCUAUGGAAGCACAAGUAGAAAAAGUUAAAGUGCAAACAGGAAUAGAGUUACCAUCAUAUUAUAAUCCAGUUGCCGUAAAUCCAAAUAAAUAUGCUGAACAAAUUCAGAAACGAAAACUUUUAUGGGGAAAUAAACAAAACAAUGAUGUUGUUAAACAAGUUGAAGAGAGUAAACCAGCUGUUGCUGCAAUUAACAAGACUGCAACUAUUUGGCAGUCUACUAAAUUUGGUGACCAAGAUGGUAAAGUUACUGCCAAGUUCAAAAGACUUAUGGGCAUCAAAGAUAAUGAAAAAGGUGUUGAUGGUCCAACUUCUCAGCAAGGGCAAUCAAAAGACAUUAUCAAAAAGCAGGAAGAAAUGUUUAACUCAAUGGAGAGUCAGUAUGAAGUUGCCCGCAUGGCAACACAUACACAUCGAGGGUUGGGUCUUGGAUUUGGUACAUUUCAACAGCGGUAGAUCUUAUCUUUAUACAUUUAUAUAAUUAUUGUACAUGGAAUACCACUAUUAGUAAUUAAUUUUAGGUUUCU